AUGAGUGGUUGGAGGGGCCCAGCGAGGGAAAGAAGCCGCGAAAAUCCCCGUCAGUACCAUCACCCAGGUGAGAGAGAGCGGGAAAGGGAGUAUGAUCGAGGCCACAGCGGGGGCGACGAACAGAGAAUAGACAGGUAUCGAGAUUGGGAGCGACCUCAAGGCAGCGGGCAGCAGCCGCCACGCCAUCCCCACCAUCCCCACUAUCCCUACAGCGGGCCAGGAAGAUCGAGAAGGGCUUCGGGCGGCGGCGGUUUUCACGAAGACUACAUCUCUAAACAUCGUCAGGAACCAGUCGGCGUUGCCAAUCAGGCGCCAUUUAACGACACAACCCGUCGCGGCUCAGCAAGUUCAGCUGCCUCAAAAACACAAGAUCCGCUGCACGCUUCCCCUAGAGAGCGAGGAAUGAUCGAACAGUCCGGGCAGAAACGAAAACCAAGCCCUAGUUGGGCACGCGACAGGGAAGCGACCAAGUUGCGUGGGGACCCUGACGACAGACGCAGCUCGUGCGGGCGACCUGACCCACCUUCAAUUGCUGCCUCACCCCACGACCCCCCUCUUCACUCACCAUCCAUAACAACCCCCAAAACACCAAUGAUAUCCUCAAGCACCCCUCGUCCAGCCGAUCCGCGCCUCGCCGCGGGAAAUGUGCAAAAGAAACCUAAUAGCUUUGCUAGGUAAAUUCCUUGACCUAAUUUCCCUCAAAUUUUAAGCCAUCAAUUAACCAACAUCGAUGCUCCAUCAUGUAGUGUCUUCCAAGAGGCAGCACAUGCAUUUAUGAAACGCGAGGAUGCGAGAGAGGUCCAUAGCAAGGCCGAGGCUGAUCGUAACAAAGUGGCUGAGUACUUCUCCCAGUUUCCGGUAAUGCGCGAUAGAUACGAAGGGCGUUUGGAGGAGGCGCGAAGGGAGCUUAUGCUAGCCGAUAUGGCCCUGGGAAUCAAAUCCAAGCCUCUGGAGACCAUAUGCCUUGAGUUUGCGAGGGAGAACUGCGCAAAAAAGGAACUAGAACCUAUGGUACCGCUUCUUCGACAGCUCAAGCACGAGCUUGGGACCUCCAACUCCCUUGCACAGCUCAUAAAGUCAUCUCUACCACCUCCCGCGAACCCAUCACAAUCCCAACAAUCAGCCACCAAGCCUGAUGAGUUGCAGAGGUUUAGUAGAGAGUUAGCAGACUUAAGGAAACAGCAGGACGAUGAGGCGAAAUCCCGCCGAGAGCUCUCUGAGAACUUCCUUAAAUACAAGGAUAACUCAAACAAACGUUUCAAGACUUGUGAGGAUAAGUUGAAGGAUGUUGAAACUUCCCAACGAAGUCUGCAGAGCGAGCUCGACCGAACAAAGGAAGAGAUGCGUAGGGUCGUCAAUGAUAUCGAAAAAGUCCAACAGUCCUUAGCUCAGCUUCAAGAAAGCAAUGCCGGGAAACCCCAGAACGUCGAGCCCACGGCGGCCGGAGCCAGCCCAGGUCUAGAUGCUGCAGAGGUAGGCAUUGGUCUCGAUGAUUUUUCUAUUUCUUCUGAAUUGCUGCUAACGUUCAGAAGGUUAAAAAGAUUGCGGAAGAUAAUGUUUCACCACUCGUGAGCCGUUGCGAAGACCUCCGCGAAAAAUAUCAGCAGCUCGAGCCCAGAGUGAAGGAGCUAGAGUCGAAAAUUGAUAGUAUCGGUGUUGGCACUGCAUCUUCAGACGAUAUUGCUCGACUCGAGAAGCAGUUGAAAAUUCAGGACGAAACCAUUGAUAAUAUUAGACAGAGUACCGAAAAUGAUACUGAAAUUCUGAUGGAGCAAUUCACGGCCAUUGACACUAGCAUUGAGGAAAAUAAACAGCAAACCUCCCGGCUCUCGACGAAUUUAGAAGAGUGCAAGGCAAUGGUUAGGAAUGGCAUGGGUCAGGAUAAAAGCACUUCGGAAGCCCAGGCAAUCCAGGAAAUCCAGGCAAUCCUCGGCGAGUAUAGGACGGAUAUCAAUACCCUGAAAGUGGAGUUCCAAAAAUUCAUAGUCAGGCAACAUGAUUACGCUUCCAAACUUCAUGAGCUGGACAAAACCUCUUCAACUGUUACUCCCAAACUUUCGAAGGAAAUAGAGGCCACUCAGGCAAGACUGGCAAAAUGGGAGAACAGCUUGGAUGGUUGUCUCACUGCUGUGGCACACUUGGAUCAGAGAAUGUCUGCAUUCACAACCAAAGAUUUCUAUGAGAGAGUAGUCUCAUCCCUUGUUUCCAUCAAUCCGCUGCUGUUCAAUACUACCAACCAGCUUCAACAUAUGCUCAACGAGAACAAGAAAGCUUCCACUACCGUUCAAAGACUAUUGGUAGAAUACCAACAACGCCAAGCAAAUGAAUCCGCCCAGCAACAGCACCAGCCCCCACAAGGGGCUCCAGAUCCACCCUCAACCAACGCCGAAGCCGCAAACGGGGCUGCAAACCACGGGGAAGCUGCACCAUCCGAGGGUCCCGGAUCCCUAUCUCAAGCUCUACAGGAUAUAGAGUCCCAUACCCAGGCCCUUGAGGCACUCGCUAGGCGCGUGGACCAGCACGUUGAAGCCUACAGUGGCAGGAUGAGCGAUAUUCGCGAGUGGACCGUCUCUGCAACUAAAAGACUUCAGGAAAACUCAGAUACGUGCGGCGAUCUGACGAGGGAGAUCAAAAUGAUACAAAACUUUCUCAAUUCGACCAGUGAUAACGCACCUAUCAUCGACUCCAUCCAGAAUCAGUCCCAGUGGCGCGCAGUGAGUGCAGCCACGGCGCCGCGCAACCCCGACCUCGAAUCUGACGCGCAGUCCGAAUAGGAGGAUACCGGAGAUGAAAACACUCAAUACAGUGUCUUAUCUUCCAGACUGGUCUGUGCUCUGCUACUUGACCAAUGGGAGGGGGGGAAAAGGGAAAAGAUAUCAAUUUUCUUAGUCCCUUUUUCUUUUUUCUCUUGCAUGUUUUUUCUUUCUUUUUUCUCUCCCACUUUCCUAGCCUUGCAAUACCAUACAAAAGUUUUCGCCUUAUCGCCCUUCCUCCUCACAAGCUCUACAGAUUCCUUCAAGCACACAAUCCGUGAUAGUGGCAUUAUCCCCUUACCCUCUCCUCGCUGCCGCUCACUUUGUAUCUGUUUUCCUCUUCCCCCCUCCUUUCCUCCUUUCCUUCUCUUUCCCUACAUUUACCAAGCAUUCCAAGAUACACCUUGUCCUAAUUUCUUUUACACUGAUUUACCCCUUCUCUGCUUCUACUUCCCACUCUUGCAAUUGGCAUAACUCUCUGCUGUAGGUACCAUAUUUCGCUCCUUCUUACAUCUUUCCCCAAGAAAGAAAUUUUUUUGCCACCAAUCAACAGUGAUUAGCGCUUCCAUUUCUCUCCAUUUUUUCUUCUUUUUUCUCUUCAUAUUGUUAAAAUUUGGUUUUCCGGGUUCUACUCUGCUCGGUUGGAUAGGAUGGGGGUUUGGGCGUUUGUUCGCUUUACUUUGUCUUUGCGCGGAUUAGGUUUUCUUCUUUUCUUAUACAAAUAUUUCGUCUAGUGUAAUACCCUUUUUCACGGGUUUGCCACGUUUCGAUCUGGAAAGUGUGAAGUGUAGUGUUGCGAGCACCGAGAAGGAUGCUUCAUACCAUACUAAAAGGAGGGAUGCAGUGCGAGAACCGGGCCCAUCGUCGAUUGCCCGCUUCUGAAUUUGCCGGGUGGAGUAUGGCACUGUGCUUCGCGGGCGGUAGGUUAGGCACGAUACGGUAACUCCACGAAUUAAGAACAUAGUGGGAUACUAAAUGCCCCGAGUGAGUGAUUCCUCAUGCUCAUGGGCACACCACCCCCUAACUAAAGCUAAGUACAGAUUGUGGGCAUCCGGGUAAUAUCAUACCCCUCCUCCCUCCCUGCGGAUCCUGGGAAGACGACGACGACGGUGACGGCGACGGAAUACCGUCAUUAUGUAUGUUAUAUACAUGGUUGGAGGUGAAUAAUGGUUGGAUGGAGAAAUACCGGUAGUAUGAUAGGAGGAAUAAGGAUUGGGAUAGCUAGGAUUUCGGUUGGGAAAACGGAGUGUCUGGGGGGGGCGUACCAUAGAGAAAAAAACAAAACAGAAAACUCGUCUUUGGAUCGAGAUGGUAAUGAUGUUAUUGAGGUAUGAUAAUAUGAUAGUUGGGCAUGAGUGAUGCGUUGUGUCUAUCCUACGAGUACCGUAUCCAUCAUGAAUAUCAUACUAGGCCUAAUGCGUCGAACGUGGGAUCAAACUUUAAUCUUGCCGAGGCGGCACCCUGCCGAACCCGCCCACCAGACCUACCAUACCACCGACCUAGUGCGGCUCAAACUGAUCGCCAAGAAUAA
Tuber aestivum (summer truffle) is the source of this 4284-nucleotide messenger RNA. NCBI's taxonomy places the organism in Eukaryota, Fungi, Ascomycota, Pezizomycetes, Pezizales, Tuberaceae. The record is from the annotation of a GenBank genome assembly.